CAGCCAGGAGUUGAAGGUCAGCGCAGGCCCAGAGAGUGUCCGCAGGUCGUUAACCAGAUUAGCUUGCCAUGCGCUUCACCUGGAGGCCCAGCGGAGGGGUCGCUUCUACAUAAAAACAGCCUAAAGUCCUGUUUCCUCUUAUAGGACACAGAUCGUUUAGCUGUCAUCUGAGGAAGUCGUCUAAUCUUAGCCGUGAAACUUAUCCCCCUCGCUCAGAGGGCUGCUGGGUAUAGGCUCGUUGUCGGGGGCUCUUGUGGACUCAGUCAGUGUUUGCUACCUGCGAGCUGUGGGAGGAAGUUAGAAUGAGAGUUACAGUCUGCAGGUUGCAUGGUAAUCUGGACUUGAUGCAUGGCAGUUGCAUGACCGCAGUAGGUCUUGUUGUGGGACUGAGAGCACGCAGCUGCAGCCAUGGCUCAAACCAUGCACGUGAAUGGCAGUGGCCCAGAAAGAGGACAAAGAUGCCCAAGCACAGAGGACGAGAAGGACUCUGUGGCCCCCUACUAUGUUGAAACACCCUACGGUUAUCAGCUAGACCUGGACUUCCUCAAAUAUGUCGAUGACAUCGAGAGGGGCAACACCAUUAAGAAGCUGAGUAUCCAGAGGAAGCCCAAAGUGGCCAAACCCUUGGUGGUGCCUCGGGGCAGCACUGGCGGGGGCAGCGCUCAGGCUGAAUGGACCUCCACAGACUCCCUGUCAUCCUCCAACAGCGACGACAAGCAGUCCCCAGUCUUCUUUAACUCCAGGCCCCAGGUCGCUGCGCCACCGACCCCGACCCUCUCCAGAGCAACCUGUGAAGUCCCCCAGCAACAAACCUACGUGAACAUCCAGGAGCAGAAACUGCUCCUGCCACCUCCCUCGCCAAGGUUUGCCCCUCGUCACAACCCCCAGGUGGAGAAGACCCUCAUGGAGACACGUCUUCGUCUUGAGCAGGAGCGUCUGCUCAUGCAGCCGCACAGCGAGCCUCCGAUGCCACGCCGCCGUCUUGCCAGCUUUGGCGGCAUGGGCUCCAGUAGCUCGCUGUCCUCUUACUCAGGCUCCAUGGCCCCGAGCCAGAUCUCCCCCAGCACCCAUCAUGCUCUCCCCAUCAAUGGUCACCUCCCAAAUGGAGAGUACAACCCUUACUACCCGCCAUCCAUGGGCAGCUCCAUCCGCCACAGCCCCAUGAGCUCCGGCAUGGCCACGCCUGUGACAAACGUCAGCCCAUUACACCUUCAACAAAUCCGAGAGCAGAUGGUCGUGGCACUAAAGAAGCUGAAGGAGCUCGAGGAGCAGGUGAAAACCAUUCCUAUCUUACAGGUUAAGAUUGCUGUUCUCCAGGAAGAGAAGAGACAAUUAGCUGCUCAGUCCAAAAAUCAAGGUCCUGGUGGCUUCCGCAAGCGCUCCUACAGUGUAGGCAGCGCUGACCAAAUGGAGAACCCGGGCCCCAUCCAGAAGGAAACAGAGCUGCACAUCAUGGAGCCUGAAGCCCAGGAACAGAGCGCUCAGCGGCUGGAGGAGUUCAGACGUUUGGCUGCUGAGGUCCAAGCUCUGGAGAAAACUUCCCAUGACAAUAAUGUGACAGAAACUCAGCCUCAUGAGCUUACACAAAACCAGACUCAACAAAAGUCCAUUGGCAUCGUUACUGAUGAAAACAUGAACAACCUUCCUGUCACUGGGAGGACGAGUGGACAUUGUCUCCGGGAUGUUGGAGUAUCGACGGAGCGGCAGGAAAUGCACAGCAUCGCGGUUGGCGUGACCGAGGCAAUGCUGGGCAUGACCACUGAAGCUGAGAAAGAGAUCGAGCUCCAGCAGCAGACCAUCGAAUCAUUAAAGGAGAAGAUCUACCGCCUGGAGGUGCAGCUGAAAGAAAGUACUCACCAGAUAGAGAUGGGAAAGCUUAAACUGGAGCUCCAAGCGGCUGGUGGCUCAAACAAGAAGAAAGCGGACAAAGGUUUGAUGGCGAGGCCGGAGAUGUACAACGCUUGUGUGGAGGCCAAAGUCCAGAUGCGCAGCCAGGGAGUGGGUGACCAUCUGGAAAUCAGCCACGCUAACUCGGCUAAAACUCAACAAACUGUCGGAGUGUCCUGUCAUCCCAGUGUGCAGAGUGUUGGCACAGGCCCAGAGAUCCCGAUGGACAGAUGGGUGGUGCACGAGCGUGUGGAGGUAAAAGACCAGUGUGUAGGGAGACGGGUAGAGACAUGCCACCAGCAGGUCGGCGUGGAGCUGAAUGUUUGCGAGGUGGGAGUUAACACAGAGGAAUCAGUAGACAGCUUGGCUCUUUGCAAACCCAUGACGGAGCUGAGCAAAGAGUCGAGAUCAGUCGGCUGCGGAGAUUGUUCAGUGGAUGUGAUCGUUAGUCCCAUCAAGACGCUGGUGACACAAGGAACUGACCCAGAUUAUGUCAGCAAAGUGGACUCCGGUGUCAUGGCUGCUCCUGAGUCAGCAACUCAGCAGACCAAUACUGAGACUGAAGUUGCGAGCAAAUCCACUAACACAAGAACAGUUGUCCUGACUGACUCUUUCACUGAUAUGGGGUUGAUUACGUGUGACAAGCACACCAACACAGCUGUGAUUGAAUUGAGGACGGUCGCUGCCGGGGAAGGACUUAUCAAAGAUGUUCACUCAACAGCAAAGACGCGCUCCAUUGCUGUUGGAACCACCACAGACGUGGAGUCAUUCCUUUGCAAAUCAAGCUCUGCUAAAACCAAAGAAUGCGGGGUGGGACCAGUAAGCAUCCACGAGAACUUCUUGGUUGGAUUAAAAACCAGGAGCAUAGCGUGCGGCCCCUCCCAGCCAACUCAAGCUGUCAGAGAGACUGUGGAGGUUGAAACUGAGGCCGCGCCACUGCAAGCUCAGGCGCAGGGGGGCGCCGGGCUGGACCAUUACAUCGAGAGGGUGCAGAAGCUGCUGCAGGAGCAACAAAUGCUGCUGGCAGAGAACUACAGCGAGCUUGCAGACGCUUUCGGCCAGCCCCAGUCCCAGUUUGGAUCCAUCAACAGUCAGCUGGUCAGCACGCUCUCGUCCAUCAACUCAGUCAUGAAGUGCGGAAGCACCGAGGACAUCCUGAAGCUGCAGUCAAACGAAGAGAGCAGUCAGCAGCUUCGGUCAGAGCGGUCACACGUGGAGAAGACCUCAUCAGCCCUGACUGCUGCAGAUAAACCUGCCAGCACACCUGCACAGCAGCAGCAGCAGCAGCAGCAGCAGCAGCAGAUCAGUGCAGCUGAGCAGAAGAGCCGUAUGGACCUGCAGAUGUCUACAGCGCUACAUGGUCAGCCUUGCAGCCAGAACACCCUGAAAUCCAUCAUGAAGAAGAAAGAUGGCCGACCCGACUCCAACGGCACCAAGAAGAACCUGCAGUUUGUCGGGGUGAACGGAGGGUAUGAGACGACAUCGAGCGACGACUCCAGCUCAGAGGACAGCAGCUCCUCAGGGUCGGAGGAAGAGGAGGAGGAUGAGGAGAAGGAGUUUGGAGGAAAGGAGGAGGAAUACAAGAACGUGGAGGGAAAGAGCACCAGGGAGGAGUUUCAGCCCGAGGGAGCCGAGGACGUGACGAAGAAGGACGAAGAGGAAAGUUCGGAGAAGCAGGAGAUGAGAGAGAGGUAUGAGCUGAGUGAGAAGAUGCUGGCUGCGAGCAACGUACUCAAAACUCACCUCAGUGACCCAAAAGCUGUGAGCAGUAAAGAUCUGAGAGCCUGUCUGAACACGGUGCAGCACGAGUGGUUCCGUGUGUCCAGCCAGAAGGCGGCGGUGGCGGCCAUGGUGGAGGACUACCUGGGGGCCUUCAGGGCCAUCUCGCCGGCCGUGCUGCGCCACAUUGUCAACAUGGCUGACGGCAACGGCAACACGGCGCUGCACUACAGCGUGUCGCACUCCAACUUCCAGGUGGUGAAGAAGCUGCUGGAUGCAGAUGUGUGUAACGUGAACCAGCAGAACAAGGCAGGAUACACACCCAUCAUGCUGGCCGCGCUGGCCGCCGUGGAGACGCCUAAGGACAUGCGUAUUGUGGAGGAGCUCUUCAGCAAGGGCGAUGUGAACGCUCGAGCCAGCCAGGCGGGUCAGACGGGGCUGAUGCUGGCGGUCAGUCACGGCAGGAUGGACAUGGUUCGGGCCCUGCUGGCUCACGGGGCCGACGUCAACGUCCAGGACGACGAGGGCUCCACGGCGCUGAUGUGCGCCAGCGAACACGGACACGUCGAGAUCGUCAAACUGCUGCUGGCUCAACCCGGCUGUGACGCCACACUGAGCGACAGCGAUGAGAGUAAUGCCCUGUCCAUCGCUCUGGAAGCAGGACACAAGGAUAUUGCAGUGCUGCUUUAUGCACACGUCAACUUCUCCAAAGCUCAGUCACCUGGGACUCCUCGACUCGGCAGAAAGACGUCACCAAGUCCCACUCGGAGGAGCAUGUUUGACUAGAGGCCCCACCUCUCCCGACAAACCCUGCGCUGCUAUUGGUUCACGCUGAACGAUGCCUUACCCACAGCUGGAUGAGGGACUUAAUCACCAACCAACCAAUGAGAUUUCUGGAAAUAUUUUUAUUUAUGUGCACAGCCCAAAGUGCCCUUUGAAUAUGAAUGUAACCAGCUGGUGCCUGCAGUCCCGUCAGAUCCCGGCUGAGAUAAUCAGCAAACCAACACGGACACAUCCUCAUCUCCUAAAUGCCAUUUUAUUCCCCUCCUUUUACUGUCGUUUUGUUUUCUCUCUCUCUCUUUUUUUUUUAAAAUUUGACAACUUUUUUAUUUCUAAAGCUCGAUGUUGAUCAUUCAAGAGCAUCAAAGCAUUUUUGAUUUAUUUUUCUUGUCUUUUUUUUUUUUUUGUUUCCGGAGUAGACAGAUGGAGAAUAAUCCACCCACCUGUUAGAGGAAGUAUUUCCUGUAUAUAUUGCUCGCCUCAACAUCCCAGCCUCACACACGUGCGCCCAGGUCUCUGCAGUACAUGUACAACUCACGCGGAUGAACGCAUCAACGAGUAGACGCGACCUAGACUGGAGAAAAUUGUACUUUUAUACAAAUCCUUUGUAUCUAUUUAAAAAGAAGAAUCACAGUAUUUUGAAUAUUUCCUAUUACUACUUACUACGACCCAUGAAGUUAUAUAUUUAUCAAAGUAUAGUUUUUAAUGCAGAUAUAUGUAUUUCAUUGUACAUACGGUGGUCAUUAGAGUUUAGUUAUUCUCCUGUUUGUGUCCACUUUGUUUCUGUCAGUCUCUCAUGUGUAAUAUAAGCCGUCUGUCCUCCUCUAGUGUUCAUCAAGGUACUGACUUUCAUCCUCCAAUGAGAAUUGAAGUGCCUGAGACUUCGCCAUAUAACAAUAAACAUCAAUUAAAGAUUA
Messenger RNA from Epinephelus fuscoguttatus (brown-marbled grouper), 5303 nucleotides. RefSeq names its product KN motif and ankyrin repeat domains 1a (gene kank1a). Gene Ontology annotation, cellular component: cytoplasm; cytoskeleton. The transcript is spliced from 12 exons. Gene Ontology annotation, biological process: negative regulation of actin filament polymerization. The coding region runs from base 409 to 4392 and encodes 1327 amino acids. The record is from RefSeq and is a predicted model, not a curated record. NCBI's taxonomy places the organism in Eukaryota, Metazoa, Chordata, Actinopteri, Perciformes, Serranidae. Gene Ontology annotation, molecular function: protein binding.